AUGGAGCCGCGCAUGGCGGCAGAGGCGGCGGGCGGCGGCGGGGCGCCGACGGGCGCCCCGCUCGAUGCACCGUCUGCAUCGAGUGCACGGCCGGUGAUGCGGCGGCAUGUGAGUUCGCGCCCGUCGGGCCCGGACGAGCGGGCUGUGCGCAGGGAGCAGGUGUGCCGGCAGUGUGGCCACCAGAUCUCUGGGCAGUUUGUUCGGGCGCUCGGUAGCGUCUAUCAUCUGGAGUGCUUCCGGUGCGCGGACUGUGGCUGUAAUGUCGCGUCGAAGUUCUUCUCGGCGACGGAUGAUAUGAUGCAUGAGAACCCUGGGCAGCUGUUUCCGCUGUGUGAGACGGACUACUUCCGGCGGCUGGACCUGCUGUGUGCCAAGUGCGGGCGCGCGCUGCGCGGCAGCUACAUCACCGCGCUCGGCGCCAAGUACCAUGUCGAGCAUUUCACCUGCUCGUUGUGUGAGACGCAGUUUGGACCGGACGACAGCUACUAUGAGCACGGUGGCCAAGUGUACUGCCACUUCCACUACAGCACGCUCUUUGCGAUCCAGUGUGCGGGAUGCCAGACCGCCAUCCUCAAGCAGUUUGUCGAGAUCAACCGUAACAACGCCGACGAGCACUGGCACCCCGAGUGCUACAUGAUCCACCGGUACUGGAAGAUCAAGCUUGCGCCGCAGAUACACGCGCCGCCUGCGCGCCUGCGCGACCGUGCCGACGAGGUGGCGCUGAGUAUGCCCGGCGCCCUUGCGCUCUCGCCCAGCUCGUCGGACGACGGCGCGGAGGAGGCGCCUGCGGAGACGCCCGCCUCGGUGCUGCAGAAGCAGCGUGCGAUGGAGCACCGCGUGUUUACGAUUUGGCGCGUGCUCUCUACAUUUGAAGAGUCGUCGGCAGCAUGCAUCUCGGACAUGCUGCGGCAUGUGAGCAGCGGCAAGUACCUGGGCGGCGUGCGCUUUGCCGUGCGGUUCGUGGUGCAUGUGGAAGUGCUCUUCUCCGCCAUCGACGAGCUGGACAUGCACUUUCAGCGGGCCGGCGCGCCGUCGAUCCAGUAUGUGCGCGAGGCGCGCAUGCUGUGCAAGAAGAUCGUCAACUUUUUCUCGCUGCUGUCGCACUCGCAGGAGACGGGCGAAGAGCGCAUGCACAUUACGCAGGAGCUGCUCUCUCUGGUGACGGGCCUGGCGCACUACCUCAAGAUCCUGAUCCGCAUCGCGCUCACGGGCGCGCUGCGUCUCGACCAGGAGCACGGCGUGCCGGCCGCGCUCGAGUCGUUCCUCGCGCGGCUGGACGAGCUCCUGUCGCUGCAGGGCCUGCACGACACGCUCGACACGGACGCGGUGCAUGGGUACACGAGCCUGCCGUGCGUGCGGGGCCCGCACGAGGCGGACCAGGCGGCGGACCUGUGUGUCCUGUGCGGACACACGGUCGAGGACGAGUGUGUGCGGCUGAGCAUCGAGCUGCGGUGGCACUGGGCAUGUGUCCAGUGUGCGAAGUGCCAGCGCGGCGCCGUCAAGCCGGACGGCAGUGUGCCGCUGCGCCGCGGUGCGGACGAUGCGGCGGCCCGGCCGCCCAGCGUGCCGAUCACGCAGUUUGUGUACCACAGCGCGCGGCGCGACAAGGGGGCCAUGCAGUGUGUGGGCUGUGCGGGGGAGCCAGCGGCGCGGUACCUGCCGGUGACGCGGCUGGAGCAGUAUGCGUUCCUACUGUGUGUUGCGCUCAAGCGCCUUGACGCGCUGCUCAAGCGGCAGGCGCUCCUCGAGGCGCCGCUUCCGCCGGAGCCUGAGCCAGAUGCGCUGACAGACGCCGAGUCGAGCACGUACCGCAAGUCGGCGGAGGCGAAGCGCAUCGAGUCGCAGUACCUCGACCGGCACAUGUCGAGCAAGGCACAUGUGCCGCGGAUCAGCACGGUGAUCGGGCAGCCGGCCGGCUUCCACACGGCGCCGGGGGGCGAGAGUGUGCGGCACGAGGCUGCGCCGCAUGCGCGGCCGACGGCCGGGGCGAUUCCGAUCCGUGCGCCGUUUGCGCGGCACAACUCGGACGUGCUGGUGCGCGAGGACGACGCGCGGACGCCGCCGCUGCCGAGCGACUCGGCCAACGAGGGAAUUACGCUGGCGGACAUUCCCAUGAUCCUGCAGGCGGAGCACGACCGCGAGCAGCGCGUGUCGGGCGAGGCGGCGCGGCGUCCGGUGAGCUCGCUGUCGUCGGAGGAGCUGCUGGUGCUCAAGUAUGUGGCGCUUGUGCGGCUGCAGCAGUCGGUGCUGGGCGACCAGCUGCGCAUGGACGAGCUGCUCGAGCUGCUCGAGGUGCGGAAGAGCACGUUCUGGGGCAAGCUCCUCUUUAAGGGUGGCAAGGACCGGCGCGAUGUGCGGCGCAAAGGCGUGUUUGGCGUCUCGCUCGAGUACCUGGUCGAGCGGCAGGGCGCCGACUCGACGCUGGGAGCGACGCCGACGCCGAUGCGUGUGCCCGCGCUGGUCGACGACAUUGUCUCAGCGAUGCGGCAGAUGGACGUGUCGGUGGAAGGCAUCUUCCGCAAGAACGGGCACGUGCGGCGGCUCAAGGAGCUCGCGGACGCGCUCGACCGCGACGCGGACGGGGUGAACCUGUUUGAGGACCACCCGGUGCAGCUGGCCGCGCUGCUCAAAAAGUUCCUGCGCGAGCUGCCGGAUCCCCUGCUCACGGCGCGCCUCUACGGCCUGUUCCUCGCGGCGCAGGUCAGCGAGGGCGACGCGGCGGAGCGCCGCCGGCUCCUGCGGCUCGUGGCGAUGCUCCUGCCACGUGCGCAUCGCGACACGAUGGAGGUGCUGUUUGUCUUUUUCAAGUUUGUCGCGACGUUCUCGUACGUCGACGACGAGACGGGCAGCCGCAUGGACGCGGCGAAUCUAGCGACGGUGCUCGCGCCCAGCCUCCUGUUUACGCGUGCUGCGGAGCCGACACCUACGGAGGCGCACAUCGCGCAGCGCGUCGUGUGCGAUAUGAUCGAGCACCAGGACGACUUUUGGUUCGUGAGCGAGGACCUGGAGCGGGCACUGCGCGACCGCGCGCUGGUGAGUGCCGCGCCGGAGCUCGCGCCCACGGAGAUGCUGCGGCUGUGUGCGGCGUAUGCGUAG
This is a messenger RNA of Malassezia sympodialis ATCC 42132, 3096 nucleotides long. RefSeq lists its product as uncharacterized. The record is from RefSeq and is a predicted model, not a curated record. Gene Ontology annotation, cellular component: cytoplasm. Gene Ontology annotation, biological process: signal transduction; actin cytoskeleton organization. Lineage: Eukaryota; Fungi; Basidiomycota; Malasseziomycetes; Malasseziales; Malasseziaceae.